AUGACUGCCUUCUUUGUUGAUUGGGAUCUCUGGCAAGAGAUGACUUUCGUCCUUGGGUGCUGCAUCGUUCUUGUUUUCGCCAUGGGGCUUGUGAAACUAUGGUGGUCUAACCGAGCCAUACGCCGUCUUGAGAUUAUCGACGAGGAGAAGCGCGCACGAAUAUCCCUCAUGUCACGCUGCGGCAUCGAAAACAUGCGAGCUCCCGGGAUUCCUUUCGGUGUUCGUGCUAUUCUGAGCGGCGUCGAGGUGGAGGGCAUCUGGAUCUCAAGGCCGAAUUCGCCUGGGCCAUGCCAACUCACACCAGUAGCAACUCAAGUUGGUCGGCGCAUUAGAAUAUCCAAGGGCAAGGGGAAAAUGAUAGACAUAGGGUCAUCAGAAUGUCUAUCAGACACACUCGACUCCGAAACGACGCCAAGUUACCCACCAUCUACAAAGACAUCUCAGCAGGAUGGCAUUAUUUCGACAGAGGGCAUCCAGAGCCAGCAAGAACAUGUCGGUUCAGCUAGUUCAUUGACGAAGACCCAAGUUGACUCGAGUAUCCGACGGAAUUCACAGAUAAACUGCAACCACACCGGUUCUAGAUCAUCCAGCAGUUGCAACGACGACUUCAUCACGCCAGAACAAACACCACCGGGAUCUACCAUAAGCCAGACAGAAGCUUUCGACAAGGGGAAAGGACACUCAGAAUCAGACACCAUCUUCAGUAUAGAGCAGCUGAAUGCCUUGCCACGCGUGAGAAAGCCGUCGACGGGAAGCGUGGCAAUGCCAAGCGGGCACCCCAGAGUCCUCAGAUCAGAGAAAAGGCGAUUGAUAUCGGAAUCGUCGAGCAGUUAG
This is a messenger RNA of Fusarium oxysporum Fo47, 834 nucleotides long. RefSeq lists its product as uncharacterized. Bases 1 to 834 code for a protein of 277 amino acids. The transcript is spliced from 2 exons. The record is from RefSeq and is a predicted model, not a curated record. Lineage: Eukaryota; Fungi; Ascomycota; Sordariomycetes; Hypocreales; Nectriaceae.